AUGUGGGUUAUGGCUGGUUAUUUUAAUGACAUUAGGGAUAAUUUGGAGAAAAUAGGUGGUAGAAUUCUAGAUGAGUCUUCAUUUACAGAUUUUAAAAACUUCUUAUGGGAGAUUGGCGCUAUUGACUUAGGUUUUAAUGGAAAACCAUGGACUUGGUGGUGUUAUAGAGAAAACGAUGGGAUUAUUCAAGAAAGACUUGAUAGAGCUUUAUGUUCCCCUGGAUGGAGACUUCAAUUUAAUCAAGCGAACAUCAACCAUCUAGAAACGGAGGCUUCUGACCACUCGGCAUUACUUAUAAACUCUGAACCUAGCCCUAUAAAAAGGAAAAAAAGAUUCUUUUUUGAUAAAAGGUGGAGCGAAAUAAAAGAAGUAAAUAUAGCAAUUGAGCAAACAUGGAAUAGAAGUGUAGAAGGUAAUAAGCAAUCUAUUGUGAAUUUCAAGUUAAAAAGGUGUAAACUUGCUCUACUAGCUUGGCUUCGAGAUGGUAAGGGUAACUCUAGGGAAAAAAUUCAAGGGAUUAAGAAUAGGAUUGUUGAUCUAAAAAACGAUAUUAGACCUUUUGACAUUACUAAUAUGAAGGAGCUUAAGAAAGAAUUAGGUAAAGCUUACAAAGAUGGGGAAAUCUACUAG
Capsicum annuum is the source of this 630-nucleotide messenger RNA. RefSeq lists its product as uncharacterized. The transcript has a single exon. The coding region runs from base 1 to 630 and encodes 209 amino acids. NCBI's taxonomy places the organism in Eukaryota, Viridiplantae, Streptophyta, Magnoliopsida, Solanales, Solanaceae. The record is from RefSeq and is a predicted model, not a curated record.